GACCAAAUGAGGGCAGAGCGAUCGCAAAGCCGGCGGUGGACGGGUGGGCGCUGCGCACCGACACGGCUGCUGUCUGCGGCUUAUCUCAUUGUCUGGCUGCCGGAAUUACUCAUCGUAGACGGCCUUUAAAGAGCGGGUAUUGUGCAUUAGCAGGACUGUUGGCUGUCGCAUCUUCACCGUCCAGCUUGAGUCCCAGUGAUUCUUCAGCACCGCGGCAUUAUGGAGAAGAGCAGAGUCGCUCCGCUGGCACUGCUGCUCGGGUUGUGCUGCCUGCAUCGUGCCGUCAACUUCAACCUGGAUGCUGAGAGUCCUUCGGUUUAUUCUGGGCCACAAGGGAGUUACUUUGGAUUUGCAGUGGAUUUCUUCACCCCGGAGACCGGGCAGUUACGGGUGCUGGUCGGUGCCCCCAAAGCCAACACGUCAGGCGCCGCCGAGGUGGUGGAGAGGGGGUCUGUGUACAGUUGUCCGUGGCAGAGCGGCUCCACCUGUGCUCAGGUCCCCUUCGACACCCGCGGUAAUAGGAUCAUAGGCAGCGUGCAGAUGGAGUUCAAGUCCAGCCAGUGGUUUGGAGCAUCUGUGCGGGCACAGGGGGACACCAUCCUGGCCUGUGCCCCCCUCUACCAAUGGGGUACCUCUGGGGGUAAGGAGAGAGAGCCAGUGGGAACUUGUUUCCUGAACAAGAAUGGGAAAGUGGUGGAGUACUCCCCAUGCAGGACAGCCUUUGGUGCUCCAAAUGGGCAGGGUUUCUGUCAAGCCGGAUUUAGUGCUGAUAUUGUGAAGAAUAAGCGUGUUGUUGUUGGAGGACCUGGCAGCUUCUAUUGGCAAGGACAGCUGAUAUCUGAUGAGAUUUCUGAAAUUAUGAGCCACACUAGUGAUGAACUGUUCACCAAGUACCUGAAUCAGAUGUCCACCAGGUCCGCGAUAGCUGAGUAUGAUGACAGCUAUCUGGGUUACUCUCUGGCAGUUGGUGAUUGCAACAAUGACGGGGAAGACGACUACAUCACCGGAGUUCCCCGAGGUGGCAAUGCCCUUGGCUAUGUCAACGUCCUCAAUGGAAUGAACAUGGUGUCCAUGGUCAACUUCACUGGGGUGCAGAUGGCAGCAUACUUUGGACACUCUGUAGCGGUGACUGAUGUCAAUAAUGACGGCUUCAUAGACUUGCUUGUGGGUGCCCCCCUCUUCAUGGACCGUGGUUCCGAUGGCAAGCUGCGCGAGGUGGGCCAAGUAUACAUCUACCUGGGGAGGGGUAGCUUCACCUUCCAACCCUCGCAGAAGAUGAUGGGUACAGAGAUCUACGCUCGCUUUGGCAGUUGCAUCAUGCCACUGGGUGACCUGGACAUGGAUGGCUUCAACGACGUAGCCAUUGCCGCCCCCUAUGGCGGGCCGGAGCAUCAGGGCCUGGUGUACAUCCACAAUGGUCGUGCUGAGGGGCCCCAAUCCAGCGCCUCCCAGGUACUCAUGGGAAAGUGGGCCACCAGCAGCAUGCUGCCCAGCUUCGGCUACGCCAUGCACGGUGCAACCGACAUCGACCAGAACGGGUACCCAGACCUGCUGGUUGGAGUGUUUGGUGCGGACACAGCGGUGCUCUACAGAUCACGACCUGUCGUUCGGGUGACUGCCACGCUGGACAGCAUCCCCUCCAUGCUGAACCCAGAGCAAAAGAGCUGCACACUGCCUGGGAGUGGAUCCAGCGUGUCAUGCUUCCAGGUGCGCUUCUGCUUACAGGCCCAGGGCAAAGGAGCCACUUCCACACUGCGCUUCCAGGUGAACCUUACAUUGGACCGGCUGAAGCCCAAGGGAAUUAUAAAGCGCGUGAUGUUCCUGCAGAGCAAGAUAUCUCACUACUCAAGGAAUAUCAGUGUCAGCAAUGGCAAGGAUUCCACAUGCGAGGAGCUUAGCGCCUUCCUCAUUGACGAUUCAGAGUUCCGGGACAAGAUCACACCUAUUGUAAUCUUCAUGGAGUAUAGCUUGGAUACACAGACGGCUGUGGACUCGGCUGGCCUCCUGCCCAUCUUGAACCCCUUCAUCUACCCCAAUGUAUCCACACAGGCUCACAUUCUGCUGGAUUGUGGUGAGGACAACAUCUGCAAGCCGGACUUGCGACUGUCAGUGCUGAGCAAACAGAAGCAGAUGUAUAUUGGUGAUGAUGGUCCCCUGACACUGGAGGUGACAGCGGACAAUGUGGGGGAGGGCGCAUACGAGGCAGAGCUCCAUGUUUACAUGCCCCCGCAAGCAGACUUCAGUGAGGUCAUACGCAACAAAGAGACACUCUCCAGGAUCUCUUGUUCCUACACGCGGGAGACCAGGCUUGUGGUGUGUGACCUUGGGAACCCCAUGAAAGGAGGAACCACAUUGACGGCGGGCCUGCGUUUCAGCCUUCACCAGGUCUCCGACCAGGACACCGCCAUUGAGUUCCGCAUGGAGAUCGUCAGCUCAAACCCAUAUAACAACAAAAGCAACAGUGUGUCCACGGUGGUGGAGCUCGAAGUUAUGGCCAAGGUGGAAAUUCGAGGUAACUCCGGGCCAGAUCAAGUGAUCCUGCCCAUCCCCAACUGGGAGCCCGCCGAACCCCCAGUUUUUGAGGAGGACAUAGGGCCUUUGGUUCAGCACAUCUACGAGCUCCGAAACAAGGGACCGAGUGACAUCAGCAAGGCCAUGCUGGAUGUCGAGUGGCCCUACAGGUUCAACAAUGGCUCACUGCUCUACAUCAUGAAAUACGACAUGGACGGACCCAUGAAUUGCAGCACAGAAAUGCAGAUCAACCCCCUCAAUGUCACGAGCUCGAAAGUCAAAGAAGGCAAUGCGACGAUAGCCAGUGGUGACAGGUCAGAUGACACCAAGCACAGCCGCACUCGGCGUGACUUGGAAGGAAAAGAGACGGAGAACCAGCUUGAGAUCCUGGACUGUGUGAAGGCCCAAUGCCUUAGGAUCAGAUGUCAGAUAGGCCGUCUGGAACAAGACCGGCACGCUCUCCUGAUGAUCUACUCACGCUUGGCUGUCAGCACCUUCCUUACUGAUGACAGUAAGAACCACUCCUACGCAGUGAGGUCCACAGGCUCCUUCAGUGUUCUAGAGAUGCCCUACAAGAAGAAGCCUUCUGAGCUGACAUCCAACUCCACUAUGGUGAACACCCUGGUGACCUGGACCGGGACUCUGUCCAAGCAGUCGGUACCUGCUUGGGUCAUUGCCCUGGCCAUCCUGGCUGGCCUGCUGCUGUUGGCCCUCAUGAUUCUUAUCAUGUAUAAGGUUGGGUUCUUCAAACGUGUGAGGCCCCCCAAGGAUGACAACAUAGAGAAGGAGCAGCUCCAGCCACAGGAAGGAAAGGAGGGCUAACCCAGACACAAGGUCCCCACCCUGCCCCCAGCAGCUAUGUUGAUGAAACUAACAGGCGUGGCUUUAGAUGAUUUGACCCAAAGUGAACCACAGAUGGAUACAAGUACAGAGGAAGCAUCUGUUCAUGUGGUACAGCAUGUGGGGCACUGUCAUGUGGUUAGCUGGCUCUGUUUUUUUUUUUUUCUUUUUGACUUUUUAAAAUGACUGCUGCUGAACAACUGCAUGGGGCUCUUUCUCCAGCAGACUGCGGGGUCAGACAGCCUCACCAUGUGUGAACAUGCCCACCCUCUCCAGGGGGGUGCCAGUGUACACCAGGCAAGAUUUCACUUGAGGGUUCAAAUUAUUAAUUUUAGCCAGAAACACUUGAACUUAUUUUCAAUGAAGAAGUCACAACUUCUUCAUUUUCUGUAUAUAGAAGGCUAUGAUAGAAUUAUAUAAAUAAAAUGUGCUUAUUAAGAGUUUGCUAGGGACACAUGGUUAAAAGGGGAAAUGGUUACCUUAUUCUAUUUCAAGUAACUUCGGACAUGGAACAUGAAAACUGGAAACUGUGGUGGUUUGAUUUUCCUGGGUGUCUUUUAGGUGUGGGUGGGGAGUCUUCUCACUGAAUAAAAGUUUAACAUAC
This is a messenger RNA of Paramormyrops kingsleyae, 3955 nucleotides long. RefSeq names its product integrin alpha-V-like. Gene Ontology annotation, molecular function: integrin binding. Lineage: Eukaryota; Metazoa; Chordata; Actinopteri; Osteoglossiformes; Mormyridae. The record is from RefSeq and is a predicted model, not a curated record. Gene Ontology annotation, cellular component: integrin complex; external side of plasma membrane. Gene Ontology annotation, biological process: cell-cell adhesion; cell-matrix adhesion; angiogenesis.